CUUGCAGCAACUUGGCAACUUUGAUUAUUCGCUUCGUGUCUCACUCGCACUCGUUGCUUGAUAUAUCCCGUAUAAUACUAUGGUCAUUGUAUAUAUAUGCUGUCGCGAGUCUUAACUGUAGCCAGUGCCAGUCGGUGUGUCAAAUCAGCCAUUCAACCUUGUUCUUACAAUGAACCAUUUGGUACUUUUUACAAGGCUUUGCUACACUGCCUUUUAGUUAAUUGAGAACUUGUUUAUCAAACGCUGAUUAUCAGUGAAAUUUCGAAGUUCAAAGAACUGCACGAAAAAUAUACAUUCUGAAUAAAGAAGUGUUGGGAAAGUACUUCGAGGUUAUUAACACGUCAAUAAGGAUUUCCUUGCAUUUAGAAACUUUGAAGAAAUGGCUGGUCACAAUUAUCUCAGUGACCCAAAAAAUCCAUUCUUCUCGUUAGAAGAUGAUGUGGAUGAUGAUACAUUCUUACGAAGUGCCCCGCCAAGGUGUCCAACUACUUCCAAUAAUCAUUAUCAAAAUUAUGAUAACACGCUUGAAAAGAAGCAUCAAGAACUACUCCAGCGAAAAAAAGAAAUAGAGGAAAGAACAAUUAAAUCCUCUCAACGCUCUAUAUCAGUACUACGUGACACAGAAGAAGUUGGAACUGCAACUGCAGAGGAAUUGAUUAGGCAACGAGAACAGUUAGAAAGAACUGACAGGCGUUUGGAUGAUAUUAACAGCACAUUAAGAUUCAGUCAAAAACACAUUCAAGGUAUAAAAAGUGUUUUUGGUGGAUUGAAAAACUAUUUCAGUGGUAGUAAAUCUAUGGACGUGCCUCCCGGUUCAAGUGCUGGUGGAAUCAAAACUCCUGAAUCUGCAAUGUCUCCUACAUCCCCAACAUCUCCAAUCUCUAACAGUUCUCUAGCAGAUAAGUUAAACAGUUCUGUCGAGAAUGCAAGACGAAACUCAGAACAUCCAUCUUUCCGUCUUCGAGGUAUGACAGAAGAAGAAGAAGAUUUUCGUCCCGAUCCUACUAAAAAUAUAGCUGCUGUGUUGGAGAAAAAUUUAGAUGAAAUGAGUGGCUCUAUUGCAAGACUAAAAGGUUUAGCUAUUGGUUUAUCUGAAGAAAUUGAGACACAAAAUGAUUUAAUUGAUAACAUCACAGACAAAGCAGAAAAGGCAGAUAUAACACUGCAGCGACAAAAUAAGGACAUUAGAAAUCUAUUAAAGAAGUAAUAACUUAGUGAAUGAUUGGCUGGCCGAAUUAAAUCAAUUGUUCUAGGAUAAAGGUCUGAUCAAAUGGUGCAUAAAUUAUCAACUAUGUACUUGUGAAAAACGAUUUUGAACAAUUUAGUUCCAUGCAAUACUAGAAUCAGUUCUAAAAUGUAUGUAUUUUAAAAAUAUUGUGAAAGGGAUAGUUUUUAUGUCAACCUGCCUGUGUACCGUUGAAUUUCUUUAUUUAAAACUGAAUUAUAGUUAACUGUAAGAAGUGUACUCACGUUUUUAAUCACUCAAGGGUGCAUUGUAUAUUGAACAGGUUCAUUGAAUAUGAAAAAUUGUGUAUAUAUAAAUAAGUACAUUGUAAUAAGUUGAAGUAUCUUUUAAUUUCGUAAUAUAUUUAAAAAAAAGUUUCUAUAAAAAUUAUAUAAUCAUUAUUAAAAAUGCUACUACGAGAUUCAGUAAAAGCUUCUAUAAAACGAAUAUUUCAACUGUUGGUGAACUUUAUCAUCUUUAGAAUAAUAGAUAUUGUUCUACAUAAACAUAUAUCUUGUAAAAACCAUAUAUAAAAGCAAUUUAUACCUAAAAGAAAUUAAAUAAGCAUGGUAAUUAUA
This is a messenger RNA of Nasonia vitripennis (jewel wasp), 1803 nucleotides long. It is a transcript of the gene Snap29, whose product is annotated as synaptosomal-associated protein 29. NCBI's taxonomy places the organism in Eukaryota, Metazoa, Arthropoda, Insecta, Hymenoptera, Pteromalidae. The record is from RefSeq and is a predicted model, not a curated record. The coding region runs from base 380 to 1207 and encodes 275 amino acids. Gene Ontology annotation, biological process: exocytosis; synaptic vesicle fusion to presynaptic active zone membrane; synaptic vesicle priming. Gene Ontology annotation, molecular function: SNAP receptor activity; syntaxin binding. Gene Ontology annotation, cellular component: SNARE complex; plasma membrane. The transcript has 3 exons.